Rotaria sordida is the source of this 1082-nucleotide messenger RNA. Lineage: Eukaryota; Metazoa; Rotifera; Eurotatoria; Philodinida; Philodinidae. The record is from the annotation of a GenBank genome assembly.
AUGCUCGAAUUACAAUUAAAUCGUGUCGAUUAUUUUAAAGCAGCAUCAUCAGUAACACCUAAAUGUAUGCGAUUAUUACCUCGUGAUAGUGUGAAAAAAGAGACUCAAAAAAUUGCAUUAGGUGAAAGUAAUGGAAUAGUUCAAUUAUUUUCUAUUAAAAAAAAAGAUAUUAAUCCUAUUUUUAAAACUACACCUGGUAGACGUAUUACUCGAAUUGAACUCGGUGGUCGAUCAGGUGAAGUACCUGAUCGAAUAUUUGCUGCAGCAGAAACAGAAGUACGAGGUUAUUCAAGAAAAGGUAAACAAUUUUAUACAUUUGAUACAAAUGUUAGUGAUCCAAUUCGAUGCAUGGCUGUAGUUGGUUCAAGUUUAUAUACUUGUACAGAUACAACAUAUACACAUUAUGUUGAAUCAAACGAAGCAGAUACAUUAACAUUUGCAGCAAAAAUGAAUGAUAUUAUUAUUCUUCCAUUGCCAAUUCAAGCUAUGCCUGUUAUUGCUUGUCAAGAUCGAUUAUUAAGACCAUUAAAUAAAUCAUCAAUAUUAUAUGAAGCUGAAAUUCCUGGUGUUCCAACAACUUUAGUUCUUUCGAAUAAGACUGGAGGUCCAACAAAAAGUGAAAUUGUUUAUGGUACAUCUGAUGGUCGUCUUGGUCAACUUGAAAUUGGCAGUAUUUCAACAAUUACUAAAUGGGAAAUAGCUAAUCCAAAACAUUUAUCGGGUAUAAGUGCUAUUGAUUUUUAUGAUAUAUUGGCUGAUGGUGUACCAGAUAUGAUUGUUGCACGUGAAGAUGGUACUGUUGAAGUAUAUAAUUUUGAAACAACUGAUGAACCUAUUUUAAAAUAUACUUAUAAUGGUACAGAAAGUAUUACUAAUAUUGAAGGUGGAACAGUUGGUAAUGCAAAUUAUGAUGAAUUAGUAUGUUGUACAUAUCAAGGUUGGAUAUUUGGUUUAACUUCUCAACCAUUACAAAAUGAAUUAGGUGGUGAAGUUGUUGUAACUCAAAAUGAUGAUCUUGUACAUAAAAUAGAAGAUCUUAAGUAAAUAAAACUAGUUCAAAAGUUGAAAAUUUUCCUUUUUUU